GUCGGCGUGUGUGCGUUAAAGAAUGUCUCGUGCAGAGAAGGCUCGCGACUGUCACUCACUCCGCGAGGCCUGACGCGCAGACCUCAAACCGGUGUGUGUCGGUAUCAGUGCAGCCAUGCUGUCCAGAUUAAGCAUGAGUGUGAGGCCGUGUGUGAGCGUGUGCCGAUGGGUUCACACUAAAGAAAAGGGAAAACCGCUCAUGCUCAACCCACGUACCAACAAGGGAAUGGCCUUCACUCUGAAGGAACGGCAGAUUUUGGGCAUUCAUGGUCUGUUGCCUCCAAAGAUCGAGACUCAGGACACCCAGGCCAUGCGCUUCCAGAAGAACCUGAAGAAGAUGUCCGACCCACUGCAGAAGUACAUCUAUCUAAUGGGGAUUCAGGAAAGAAACGAGCGUCUCUUCUACCGCGUGCUUAUGGAAGACAUUGAGGCUCUCAUGCCCAUCGUCUACACACCUACUGUUGGUCUCGCAUGUACUCAGUAUGGACAUAUCUUCAGGCGACCCAAUUAUCGAUUUCUGAAGAAAUACCGUGAGAAGUACUGCACCUUCAAUGAUGACAUCCAGGGCACUGCAUCAGUAGCUCUGGCGGGUUUACUGUCAGCUCAACGCGUUGUGGGAAAGUCAAUAACUGAACAUAAAGUUCUGUUUCUGGGGGCUGGAGAGGCUGCUCUGGGAAUCGCUAACCUGAUCGUCAUGGCCAUGAUGGAGUCGGGAAUGUCCCAGGCAGAAGCCAGAAAGAAAAUCUGGAUGUUUGACAAAUAUGGUCUGUUAGUAAAGGUGAGCAAGAUGAAAAUACACAUUCAAAUAUAUAAAGUCAGUAAUCCCUGCACCUUCAAUGAUGACAUCCAGGGCACUGCAUCAGUAGCUCUGGCGGGUUUACUGUCAGCUCAACGCGUUGUGGGGAAGUCAAUAACUGAACAUAAAGUUCUGUUUCUGGGAGCUGGAGAGGCUGCUCUGGGAAUCGCUAACCUGAUCGUCAUGGCCAUGAUGGAGUCGGGAAUGUCUCAGGCAGAAGCCAGAAAGAAAAUCUGGAUGUUUGACAAAUAUGGUCUGUUAGUAAAGGGCAGAGCUUAUGAGACAGAUAGUAAUCAGGAGGGUUUUGUUCACCCUGAUCCCGGGGACGUGAAAAGCUUCUUAGACGCUGUCAAUGUUAUUAAGCCCACUGCCAUCAUCGGUGUGUCAGGUGCCGGCCGGCUCUUCACUCAUGAUGUCAUCAGAGCAAUGGGCAGCUUGAACGAGCAUCCGAUUAUCUUCGCCCUCAGCAACCCGACUGCCAAGGCAGAGUGUACAGCUGAAGACGCCUACAGCCUCACACAGGGAAGGUGUUUGUUUGCCAGUGGCAGUCCGUUUGCCCCGGUGUCACUAGAAGAUGGCAGAAUACUGACCCCUGGACAGGGCAACAAUGCUUAUAUAUUCCCAGGUGUAGCUCUGGCUGUUAUACUCAGUGGAGUGCGACACAUCAGUGAUACGGUCUUCCUUGAGGCCGCAAAGACGCUGGCGGAUCAGCUGACAGAUGAAGAGCUGAGUCAGGGCCGACUGUAUCCACCCCUGUCCAACAUCAGAGAGGUGUCACUGCAGAUGGCCAUCAAGGUGAUGCAGUACGUGUAUUCAAAGGGAAUGGCGGAACAACACGUUACAACAUAAUUCACAGAAGUUUGAAAACCGGUUUUAUAUUUCUUUUGACACCUUACCCUACAAAAUAUCUAGUGAACACUCGUAUGUUCCGGACGAACACUGAGAUGUUUCGUUUAAGUCAGCCCUGUGUAGUGCUGGGCGGUAUACCGGUUCAUACCGAAUACCGGCG
Molecule: messenger RNA, 1805 nt
Organism: Sinocyclocheilus grahami
Lineage: Eukaryota; Metazoa; Chordata; Actinopteri; Cypriniformes; Cyprinidae
Product: NAD-dependent malic enzyme, mitochondrial-like
Exons: 16
Coding region: 116-1645 (509 amino acids)
Biological process (GO): malate metabolic process; pyruvate metabolic process
Cellular component (GO): mitochondrion
Molecular function (GO): malate dehydrogenase (decarboxylating) (NADP+) activity; NAD binding
Source: RefSeq, a predicted model, not a curated record